AUGUACGGCGCCUCGCAGGUCCUCGCGCUCAGCGUGUCCGUCGUACUCUGUGCACUCGCCGUGCUCUACUCCGACUUCUUCUCAACACUCGUGCUGCCCACGCGUCCGUCGUCGCAUCUCAGCGUAGCUGAGCAGCACCAGCUCUUGGCCUCACUCGUUUUCUAUUCGUCGAAAUCCCCCUCCUAUUGGACCAAUCCACAGCCACGAACUCCCCAACCCCUAACCACAACAAUCUCCACCCCGCCUCCCCGUAUCGCCUUUUGCUGCAGCGCUGACCUCGACGUCUCCGUUCCAGCUGUCGCCCUCAUGCACCAAGUCGAACUCCAGCAACACCAGCAGCAGCAUCAGACACAGCACGCGACCACGUCUCUGGCCUUACCGGUGCGCCAUCACGAGCGCAUCGACUCGCUCCAGGAGCUCCAAGAGAGUUUCGUCUACUACUUUUCCUCAGGAGCUGCUGCUGAGCAGAGGAUGAACUCGUCCGCUGCGUUCCACGAGAUUGUGGCACUAGCUAAUGCCCUGCCAGACGUCCAGCGGAAAGUGGGCGGCAAUGCCGCGACUAUGGCUGCUCGAGCCUCGGCUGAAGGGUGCACUGUGCUCUUGGGCGCGGCAAUGGGCGUCCAUAUGAAGCAGUACUUUGACGAUUCGACGAUCCAACUUGUAGGGACCAUUGAGGGAGAGGGGAAAGAGGACGUGCACUUGGUGCUCGAGUACGGACGUGGUGACGCCUUUCGAGGUCAUGUGUCACCACGGGCGAAUCGCUAUUUUAAACCAUGA
Peronospora matthiolae is the source of this 777-nucleotide messenger RNA. NCBI's taxonomy places the organism in Eukaryota, Oomycota, Peronosporomycetes, Peronosporales, Peronosporaceae. The record is from the annotation of a GenBank genome assembly.